AUGGAAGAAGAAAUGGUAUCCAAUAAUAGAACACAAAAUGAUUUUCUUGAAGAUGAAACUAAAAAAAUUAAUCAAGUCUUAGCCGAUGCCGAUUCGAACAGUACUUUGGACAAGAUAGCCCAUGAUAUGCGGUAUGUGCUCGAUGGCGUUAAAAAAAAUCUUACACAAGAUUCCUAUUCAGAUGUGAUUCCCGCUUUAGAAAACAUGAUAAAAGAACAUAUGGUGAGAUACGAAGAAAGUUCAGAAUUUUUAAAAUUCGAAAAUGACGGUGUUCAAAUGUAUGUUCAAGCAAAUGAAGAAUCGCAAGAUGUAGUAACCACCCCUCAAGAUGAACAAAAAGCGAGAAAAAAAACCGACAAUAUUAAUAAAAAAUCCAAUCAAACUAAUAACAAAUCCGAAAGCAAAAACAUAAUAAGCAACACAAAUAAAAAUACGAAUGCGAAAAGUUGCAAUAAAUUGAGCACGAAAAAUUCUAAAAAAAUUAUCAUGGAAUCUAAAACCAAUAAACCCAAUCCAAUAAUGAGAAAUAACAACAAAUCUAACAAUUUAAACCAAAUUAAAACACCAAUUAACAAAUGCAAAGAAACUAAAACAACCGUCAGCGAUAACAGUAGAUGUUCAACACCAACUAGCAAUGGAGGAACUAAAAACACUUGCGAAACCCGUCGAAAUGUUUCAAGUUCUACAAGAGGAAAUAAAAAUAUCACGCAAUCUCCAUUGAUUAAUUGUCCUGGUAAAAGUAAUUCUUCCUUGGCAGCUAUAAGACCGGGAUCUCUGAUCAGAAAUUACUCCAACGGAUUCAAAGAGAGUUUGUUUAUACCCAAAUCAACAAAUAUCCAACGCAAAAGGUUGGUAUGUAACAUCAACAGAAACGUAUAUAAUCCUUUAGCACAAUAUAAAGAAGAAGUAGAUGCAGCUAUUAAAGACAGAAAAACCUUUAUUGUUAAAGGUUUGUUCAAUGCAAUUAGAAGGGCACUCAUUCGAAGAGGUUGGAUAGAAAAAAUAGGAACAUCCUACAGAGAUUUGGGCACUGAUGAAAUGAGAACUUUGGCGCAUAAGCCAAUAGUGGAGCUUUUAGAUCUAAUUCGUCAAAGACACGAAUCGGCAGAACUGUGUAAAAGGUUGAUACGAUCGAGAUUGUUGAUAAAUCAUCAGGUUGAUUUAUAUUGGGGAUACAAUCGCGAUGGAUUUAAAGUGUGUUUAAAUAAAAAUAAAUUGACUCUUAUCAACAAAAUUCGAUGGAUUUCUUCUUCUUACACUAGCAAACAAGCUUUGAGCGCCGCUUCUAAGAAAGCCGUCUGGUAUCACAUACCAGGCGUGGCGAAUUUGAAUCAUCCACGGAGUUACAGACUCGUUCAAGAAGGCGACGCCGAAGAGUUUAUUAAAGAUUUUAAUCUAACCGCGGCUAUGUCUUUAUUGAAAUGGAUCAAAACGGCGAACGAUACCAAACAAUGUCGCAUAAUGAGCACGUCCGGUAAAAUACCACUAACAUAUUUUGAUUUUGCCAUCAACGAAUGUUAUAAAUUCAUCAAAAAAGCUGUGCACCAAGACAUUGAUCAUGAAAUAAUGGAAGCACCAUCACAAGAUUGGAAUGAAUUUUUGGAUUAUUUUUAUAAAAUAGUUCAUGUUGGAAAUCAUUUUAAGCAAGAAAAUGAUGUGACAGAGUUAGAUCUAGUAAGAAGGGCGUCUUUCGUUUUGGAGAAGCUGAAAGAUCAUUGGCCCUACCUAGAAAUGGAUGGUUUAAUGAACAUUUGGAUCCUAAAACCGACGAACAGUUGCAGAGGACUUGGUAUCCACAUGUGCAGGACAAUCAAUUAUGUCCUGGAAACCAUAAAAGCGAAUCCACAAAGGAGAUACAUUAUUCAGAAGUACGUUGAACGACCACUGUUGAUUUACUGCACAAAAUUCGACAUAAGGCAAUGGUUUUUAAUUAGCAGUUGUUGUCCCCUUACUAUAUGGAUUUACAGGCAAUGUUAUUUGAGAUUUAGUUCGCAAACGUAUACUUUGAGAAAACUGCACGAAUCGAUACACCUGACGAACAAUUCGGUGCAAUCUAAAUACCAAAAUCAUACGAAAGAUUUCAAUUUGCCGAGUUUCAAUAUGUGGGAUUCUUCUCAAUUUAUGAAUUAUUUAUCAGAUAUAGGUUAUCCUAAAGUAUAUAAAGAAAUAAUUUAUCCCGGUAUGAAAGAAUGUAUAACGGCGGCUGUUUUAACGCAUUACGAAAAUAUGGAGGCUAGAAGUAAUACUUUCGAAUUAUACGGGGCCGAUUUUAUACUUACCGAAGAUUUCAAACCUUGGUUGUUGGAAAUAAAUUCAAAUCCGGCCCUGUACGCUUCCACGCCGAUUACCGCCAGAUUGUGUCCGAGGGUUUUGGAAGAUGUUAUAAAAGUUGUUGUGGAUCACGGAAGGAAUAAGAACGCUAGUACUGGCGGAUUUGAGCUUUUAUAUAAAGGAAUAGACACAAAAUGUCAACAACAACAAUUCUCAGUUGACGGUAAAAAUAUCAAAAUACAAAAAUGUAAUGAAGAUGAUCAAAUCAAAUGUAUAGAAAGUAAUAUUGUGAAAAAAGUAUUGUCUUGGAACGAUACCGAAACAUGUUCACAAUUAGGUUCGGGUAUGAAAAAGACUUUGGAAGGUUUACUUGAUCUCAUUCAAAAAGAAAAACAGCGACGGGAAGAGAAACUUUUAAAUCGCAGCGUCAAUGCAGUGAAACUCGACAGCGAAAUUCAGACGUACGAAAUAGAUACCAAAUCAAUGACGUCAGCACCGGAAAUGUCGGAAGUGGCGAUUCAAUCAUAA
Messenger RNA from Diorhabda sublineata, 2799 nucleotides. Its product is annotated as tubulin glycylase 3B-like. The transcript is spliced from 14 exons. Gene Ontology annotation, biological process: cilium assembly; cilium movement; protein polyglycylation. Bases 1 to 2799 code for a protein of 932 amino acids. Gene Ontology annotation, molecular function: protein-glycine ligase activity, initiating. Gene Ontology annotation, cellular component: cilium. Lineage: Eukaryota; Metazoa; Arthropoda; Insecta; Coleoptera; Chrysomelidae. The record is from RefSeq and is a predicted model, not a curated record.